Verticillium dahliae VdLs.17 is the source of this 855-nucleotide messenger RNA. Its product is annotated as rhamnolipids biosynthesis 3-oxoacyl-[acyl-carrier-protein] reductase. Bases 1 to 855 code for a protein of 284 amino acids. Lineage: Eukaryota; Fungi; Ascomycota; Sordariomycetes; Glomerellales; Plectosphaerellaceae. The transcript has a single exon. The record is from RefSeq and is a predicted model, not a curated record. Gene Ontology annotation, molecular function: oxidoreductase activity.
AUGAGCAUCCGCGUAAGCAUCGUGUUUCCUGCCUUCCCUCCCUCCAUUAUGCCAGCCGGCAAACUGUGUCAAACCACACGCGCUGACCUGUGCCCAUGCGAACCCUCCAGCAUCCUGCAAGCCGGCGCCUCCAAGGUCUUCAUCUCGUCCCGCAAAGCGGCAGCCUGCGACUCGGCCUGCAAAGAGCUCAACGCGCUCCCGAACCUCGCGCCCGGCGCCGUCGCCAUCGCGGCGCCCGCCGACAUUGCCACCCCCGAGGGCGUCGCGUCGCUGCUGGCGACGGUCAAGAAGCACACGCCGCACGUGGAUCUGCUGCUCGCCAACGCGGGCGCGACGUGGGGCGAGGCGUUCGACAGCCACCCCGACGGGGCCUUCGCCAAGGUCAUGGACCUCAACGUCAAGGCCGUGUUCGCGACGAUCCGCGACUUUGCGCCGCUGCUGCAGGUGCGGGCGUCGCGCGACGACCCCAGCCGCGUCAUCAUCACGGCGUCGGUUGCCGGCCUCGGCGUCGGCUCGCUCGGCGAGGCCGGCACCUACGGCUACAGCGCCAGCAAGGCCGCCGUCAUCCACCUCGGCCGCAACCUCGCGCUCGAGCUCGGCGGCCGCGGCAUCACGGUCAACUCGAUCGCCCCCGGCUUCUUCCCCAGCAAAAUGUCAAACGGCCUGCUCGACAUGGCCGGCGGGCCCGAGGUCGUCGGCAAGGGCAACCCCAUGGGCCGCCUCGGACGGCCCGAGGACAUUGCCGGCGCUGUCGUCUAUCUGGCGAGCCGCGCUGGGUCGCACGUCAAUGGCGAGACGAUUGCCAUCGACGGCGGCGCGCUGUGGGCGCGGGGCGAGCUGAACGUGAAGCUGUAG